GUAUAGUUUGACCAGUCAAGUAAUUUACACCAUCAUUUUUGGCGCCGACCGGGGGACCGUUAAGGUUUCUUCUCCUAAACACAAACCUACCCACCAAAACACCACUCGAAAUGUCUUCCAGCCAACAAAUCAACGCUACUUCCGCUCAGGUGCAGGCCACCAACGAGGGAGCCAGCAUCCCUGUGGCUGCUACCAUACCGGUCAUUUCAGCCCCGGUGUUGCCUUUGGGUCUGAGCUCUGUCCCGACGGCCAGCGUGAUCAGUCCCUUCGUGACCCCCGUCCCUUCCGCUAGACCGAGGGUAACGUUCCCACCAAGCAUGACUCAGUUCAUGAAUGACCCAGCCAACCUACAAGCCAUCCAGGGCUUUGGCCAGGUCAUGGCCAUGUGCCAGCAGAACGGGGGGAUGCCUUUCCUCCCUGGUAUGUUCCUAUUCGCCCUUCCAAGCGCGGGGACCAUGCCCCUACAAGCUCUGAUGGCGGUGACGUCGUUCCAGACGCCGAUGCCACAACCAUCACCUUUCCAGCCCCAGCUGGUCAGCACCAUGGCCCCUGUCAACUUGGCCGGUGCACUUAACGCUGCAGGGCCGUCGCGUCCCCCGCAAGCUACGGUUCCGCAGAUCACUCCUGACGGUCAUUGCGUCUCGAUUGAGAGCGAUGACGACGAGUGGGACAUCCCGAGGGCCCACAAGAAGAAGAAAGGAAAAAACAUCCGGCCAGCGACCUCCCGAAACUCCGACUUCGAAAGGCUGGGGGAUAGGGAGGAAGGCCAGAGGAAGUCAGCCAAGCAGAGGCUGGGGCAGAGUGUUGCCCAUGUCAGCGCAUUCGCCCGGCUAGGCGAGGUGCGGGAGGCCGAGCCUGUCCGCACCCGGCGCUCCUGGUCUAACCGGCAGGAGCCAGCGAGGACGAGGGCCUCCCACCAGGAAGGGGAGGCAGAAAGCCAGCCCAGGUUACCGGUGGCGAACCGGUUAACCAUCCCAAACGACCGCGUCCAGCAGAUGGAGGCAAAGCUGGAAAGGCUGGAAAAGAAGGUCGGAGAGAAGAAUGACCGGGACAAACCCCUGGCAGGGUCCCCGUU
This is a messenger RNA of Cuscuta campestris, 1075 nucleotides long. Lineage: Eukaryota; Viridiplantae; Streptophyta; Magnoliopsida; Solanales; Convolvulaceae. The record is from the annotation of a GenBank genome assembly.